This is a messenger RNA of Pyricularia pennisetigena, 624 nucleotides long. RefSeq lists its product as uncharacterized. The coding region runs from base 1 to 624 and encodes 207 amino acids. The record is from RefSeq and is a predicted model, not a curated record. Lineage: Eukaryota; Fungi; Ascomycota; Sordariomycetes; Magnaporthales; Pyriculariaceae. The transcript has a single exon.
AUGACGGACCGGAAAACUUGGGUGUACGAGGAGACUUGGCUAGUAGAUUUUGCUACAAAGCUUUUUCCUUUUUUUUUUGUCGUCUUUUUUUUUCUCUUCCCUCCUCUCUCCCCCCCUUCCUCAGAUCUCACCAACUACCCGAACGCCACCCUUGGCCGGAUUAUCGCUAUCCUGCCCAUCCCUCGGAGAAAUCGCCAGGUGACAGAUCGUAUCUCAACGAUUCCUGCUUUUUAUCCGCGGUGGCUUGAUGAUCGGGCCUGGAAUAGUGGCCCGAUUUCAUGGACCGGGGUGUUCAAGCCGCUUGCGCAAAAAGGCGCAAGACCGCAGCGGACGACGUCAGAGCUUCUCGAAGGUGAGAGCUGGCGAUCAGGGUUCUCGGGGCUUGCUGGUUUUGCUUUUUCGUCUGAUUCGGGCUAUACAAGGGCGUCCGAAGGUGGCUGUGACCAUUAUUACUUCUGCGAUUUUUCGGGUCCUGUCUGGGCCCCGGCUUGUAGCAAAGUAUUGUUAGGUAUAGCUACAUGUUACACAGGAAAAAAGAAAAGAACACAUUGGUACCCUAACCCUAUAGAUACCAGCCAGUCUGUACAACGAUUAAACAGCAGGUGUAGUAUAGGUAGUAAUUAA